CUUGGGGGCGCGCGGCAUCACGGGGCUUGUAGUCCGUCCCGCGGCUGCGCCUCCCGACACUACAACUCCCACGGGGCAGCGGGACGCCGCUCCCGCACCGACCGUGUAGGCUGGCCACCUCGCGGCGGGUAGGGGCUGCCGCCGCGGGGGCGGGGCGCAGAGAUGGCGGACGUGGUCGUGGGCAAGGAGAAGUGCGGCGAGCAGCGGCUGGUGUCGCUGCCCCUGUCCCGCAUCCGGGUCAUCAUGAAGAGCUCCCCCGAGGUGUCCAGCAUCAACCAGGAGGCGCUGGUGCUCACGGCCAAGGCCACGGAACUCUUUGUUCAAUAUCUCGCCACCUAUUCCUACAGACAUGGCAGUGGAAAAGAAAAGAAAGCACUCACUUACAGUGAUUUAUCAAAUACCGCAGAGGAAUCGGAAACGUUUCAGUUUCUUGCAGAUAUAUUACCAAAGAAGAUUUUAGCUAGUAAAUAUCUGAAAACUCUUAAAGAGAAGAGGGAAGAAGAGGAGGAGGAGGAGAAUGACAACAACGACGAGAGUGAUGACGAUGAAGCGGAAUCCUAAACCCAACGGAAGUGCUUUAGAGAUCAGCCUGGUGCGGAGCCUCAGGGAUCGGCGCCUUUGCUCUGGAGCAGGCAUUAGUCUGUUCACUCUUCAGAGACUUCACGUACCUUGUGUUCUUUCCUGGCUGAGACCAAGCAUAAUGUUACCUCUGCCAUAAACAGCCAAAAGGAAAGGAACCCAGACAGCAGCUUCUCUUCCCCAGGCCCACACUGCAGCUGCAGUGCGAGAGGACCAAGAAAGGGCUGCGUACCGCGAGACACAGCCGGUCUGCAGCUGU
This is a messenger RNA of Kogia breviceps (pygmy sperm whale), 838 nucleotides long. RefSeq names its product chromatin accessibility complex subunit 1 (gene CHRAC1). Gene Ontology annotation, cellular component: CHRAC; nucleus. Gene Ontology annotation, biological process: chromatin remodeling; DNA-templated DNA replication. Gene Ontology annotation, molecular function: protein heterodimerization activity. The record is from RefSeq and is a predicted model, not a curated record. Lineage: Eukaryota; Metazoa; Chordata; Mammalia; Artiodactyla; Physeteridae.